This is a messenger RNA of Nematostella vectensis (starlet sea anemone), 1681 nucleotides long. RefSeq lists its product as uncharacterized. The transcript has 2 exons. The coding region runs from base 1 to 612 and encodes 203 amino acids. NCBI's taxonomy places the organism in Eukaryota, Metazoa, Cnidaria, Anthozoa, Actiniaria, Edwardsiidae. The record is from RefSeq and is a predicted model, not a curated record.
AUGGAUGGCCGGAAGAAUCGGAAAAAGCAAGGACGGUACUGUCAGUAUUAUAACACAAUUACUUCGCCAUCCAAGAUCCCCAGGACAACCCGAACAAGAAGCAAGUUUGCAGAUUCUCAUCCUAACGAAAAUGAUAACUUAUUGGAUUUAGAAACAGAAGAUAAGAUAGACGAUACUCUCGCGGGAACUUCUAGUUUAACGACGGAGGAUAUAAUAGCCGAAUACCCUGAUGACGUCCUAUCUGCAUGCGAGACCACUUGUAAUUCCGACACUGUUCACACUAGCAGAAAUUUUGAAAACCGAGCGGAGAUAUAUGAAUAUUUGGAUAACGAAGACUGGGAGAAACUUGCAGACGUCGUUUUUGACUCGGAAACUGAAAUUAACAAUGAACAUGGAAGUAAAGCCGAGAACGAAGAACAAGAAGACUUUAUUGAGCUGGAUGACUCUUCAAUUGAAAGUGACGGGGCAGAUUUAGACCUGAUGACUGCACAAGAGCAGGAUCCGCCAAUUUAUUCUGGUAGUUUGCUAACAGUGACCAUGCAUCUAGCAGCUAUAAUGACAUUUGCAAUGGCAGAGAGCCUUACUGCUUCCGCGAUUUCCCAUCUGUUUUAACAGAUGGGAAAGUAUUAAAAUACUUAUCUCCCUUCACUGCCCGGUACCUAAUAGAUGCAUGAAAACAUGAACAGGAAACCGUUAGGCAUUGUUUGCGUACCUGUUCAUACACUAAUUCAGACAUGUUUUUUUAUUGACACUGGUAAUGACAAUUGUUUUUUUCUUGGGAUACCUCCCAAUAGGAUUGAGCGAGAAUGAGAAUUUUUUUUUUCCGCAAAGACAAUAUAGAGUGAGAAUCACAAUGUAAAUUUACCUUAUAUAAUUAAUCCUAAUUCCAAACUGCACCCAAAAUUAAAUAUCAUUAGAAAUAUACCGUACUACUUAUCACUGGUACUUUUCAUAAUUGUUUUACAGAUUUUUUAUGUAGUUAAUUAAUUAUUUAUAAAUAUUUUUUUGUGAUUUUAAGAAUAAUGACCCAUUACCAUAAAUAUUAUUUUUAUUAUUAGUUCAUACAAUGGGUAUGUGAAUAGGUUAAAGUAUUUUUGAAUACGAAAUUAAUAGAAGAGCCCUGAAUGAAGGUAUGCUUUUUUGAAAGUAUAGGUAUGUAAAGGCAUGCAUUUUUUCAAUACCAAAUACAGCAAUGAGAUGGGUGUGUUUUUGGUAUGUUAGAAUGGGUAUGUAAAUAGUAUGUAUUUUCACAUACCAAAUACAUAGAUGGCCUAAUACUGCCAUUUUUUUGGGUAUAAAAGUAUAGGUAUGUGAAAGAUAUGUUUUUUUUACAUACCAAAUACAUAGAUCAACGGCAAAUGUUUGGGAUGAAAGAAUGGGUAUAUAUUAGGUAUGUAUUUUUACAUACCAAAUAUGUAGAAUAUGGUGAACAAGAAAAGGGAAUGUUUUGGCUAUGUAAGUAUGGGCAUGUAAAGGUAUGUAUUUUUACAUACCAAAUACAUAGAUAUGGAUUAAAGAGAGCGGUAUGUUUUUGGUAUGUAAGAAUGGAUAUGUAAUUGAUAUGUAUUUUUACAUACCAAAUACACAGACGUCUAAAAGAGAAGGGGUAUGUUUUUGGUAUGUAAGUGUGGGUGAAUAAAAGGCAUGUAUUUUUACAUACCAAAUACAUAGAUGGCUAAAA